Stylophora pistillata is the source of this 2805-nucleotide messenger RNA. RefSeq names its product carbohydrate sulfotransferase 1-like. The record is from RefSeq and is a predicted model, not a curated record. Gene Ontology annotation, biological process: sulfur compound metabolic process; N-acetylglucosamine metabolic process. Gene Ontology annotation, molecular function: N-acetylglucosamine 6-O-sulfotransferase activity. Lineage: Eukaryota; Metazoa; Cnidaria; Anthozoa; Scleractinia; Pocilloporidae.
CCUUCCUAUAGAGAGUGAAAUUUUAUUCUGCAACUCAACGGUCUAACAACUUUUUACUUUUCACACACACUAUGAAUAACUGAUCUAUUUCUUAAACGCGAAAUGGUUAUAAUUAUAAUGACCGAACAAAGAACGUUGAAGCUAAGAAAGAACCUCAUUCUGCAAAAGAAAACAGUUGAAAGACAAUUUGAAAUGUAUUUUACCUGGUUCGCAUCUGUUGUUCUACUGGGAACUGUUUUUACCUACAUCAUCGUGUCGGAUUUAACGUUUACUCGACUUUUACCACGCCUAAUGGAGAGACGAACCCGUUCUGAUGGAAAGAGCCUUUCUGACUUUGUAUUAAUUUUUGCUCAGCCAAGAACAGGAUCUUCAUUUCUGGGACAGUUAUUCAACCAACAUCCUGAUGUAUUUUAUCUGUACGAACCUCUUCGCCCUUUUGCGGUGUUUAAAGAAUUGAAAUAUAUUGCGGAACGAAAUUACGCAACUCUCGCGCGAUCUUUCCUUCGAAAUGCUUCUAUCUGCAACUUAACUGGCUUUCAAGAAUAUUUCAAUUUCCUUUCUCAUCCAGGACUGUCAAAUACUCAUUUUAUUUUAUCGAGCAGAUCACUGGCGUCGUUAUCAUUGUGCCAUGAUGCUGAUCAAUCGUUUGAAAAUCUGUCCAAACCUUUAGGCAAAUGUUUUCCGUUAAACGCAAAGUUAGUGUCGCUUAGUUGCGCGUCGAAGAAGAUCGUUGCUGCAAAGAUUUUGACUCACCGCUUACCUGAGGAAACGUUAAUAUAUUUGGUCGAAGAUGAUUCUUUCAAAUUACGUAGAAUUCCACUUAAAAUUAUUCAGUUAGUGCGAGAUCCACGGGCGGUUGUUUGGUCCAUGAUAAAAAUGGGUUUAAUAUCACGAAGAACUAGUAACUACAACAAAACGACAGAAGUUAACAAAAAAGAACGAAACUCGACUUUUCGCUUACCAAGUGUAAACUUAAUCCCUGAUAUCAGUUUCAUUGAGCAAGUUCAACGUUUCUGUGAUCGACUGAAAAAGGAUAUGAACUUGUCGUUGUAUCUUUCGUCUAAACUUAGCCCAGAUCGGUACAGAGUAAUUCGUUACGAGGACUUUGCAGAGAACAUCCCAGAGUUUUCACGCAAAAUAUUUAAGUUCACGGGUAUUGAUUAUGCUGCAGAGGUGAAAGAAUGGCUGCGAAAUAUCCGAAAUUUCGAUGGAAAUGGACAUAGUAACAUUGAGGUUAGCUACUCUACAAGUAACAGAAAUACAACUGUCACCAUUAACUCUUGGAGGAGGGAGCUCUCACUGUUGGAAACGUUUAUCAUUGAUGACCAAUGCUCCGAUUUUAUGGUACAUUUUGGUUAUAAGUUUAUCGCCGAAAGCGCCGAUCUUCUCACAAAUAUAGCAAAAAGCCUAAGGAAUCCAUUACUAAAAAACUUUCAUACUAUGUAAGAUACACGUAGCUACAAACUGAAUGAACUAAAGCAAGUUUGUUGAUAUUCUGUGAAAGUAAAUUAUCCAACGUAGGAAUCUUUCUUAGAUCUUAAGAAAAAAGGAGGAAGGCGAACGUACAUUGAAGCAAAUACAAACUUUAUUCUUAAACUUUCAAACACAAUACUCUCGAAACUUUUUCAAUUCUCGAGGAGAUCCUUGUUUUAAUUUAUACCUUACAGAGGUCUCAUAAACCUCAUCUUUUAAAUAUUUAAAUAACUCUAAAAACAAUACUUGUUAUAAACGAAGAACACUUUCGAGUGCAACUGUGAGAUAUGGCUUUUCUACCAAGCUUACUACUGCACUGAUGUAUACGGAAAACGUAAACAAAUAUCGAUCUCGUAAAUCCAAAACAUAAACUUCACUUGAGUUGUAUAAUAUGGAGAGAUUUCGUUUGUCCUUCUGCGAGAUAAAAAAAAUGCGGCACGAAAAUUGGGCGUAGAGCAGUUUUCAAUUGAGCAUCGAAAGUGGUCCUGGAUUGCCUAGGUUUUGCUUUACUUCGCUCUGUGAUUGGUCCAGAAAACUCAUACUAUCUCUUCAACCAAUCAAAUGCAAAAUUACGAACAUUUGCUCGCGACUAGCUUGAUACGUCAUUGGCGUUUUCACGCGCUUCAAGCAGGUUGCCUAGUUUUACUUUGAGUUUUCGAUCUCAUUGGCUAAUGAUGGCGUCAUCUUUUGUUCUGAUUGGUAGUUGUGAUUACCUCGGUUCUGAUUUUUCGCAGGUUCGAUUACCAGCCGCUGUUCGGGAACCGGAGUCCGCGCUCGAAAAAGACUGGACUCGAGAUAGCGGCGGAAAUCGAGCCUAGAUUUUUUGACACUCAAAUUAAAACUGUCCUAUUAGCCUAUCUUCGACCCACUGGUAACCUUGCAAAACAAAAGUAAAAGAAGAACAACUGUCUGAUUAGAAAAACAUCAGAACCAAAACAGUCGAAUAGGAAGAAAAAAAUGUAAGGUGGUGCGCUGAAUUUCAGGAAUUCCAGCGGUCUUGUUGCAAGUUUGCUUCUUUGCGCUGGUAAGAAUCUUUAAAAGUCUUUGAGAACAAGUUAGUCUCAGUAGUUUUAUAACAAUUGUAAGUUUCAUCAACUUCCGUAGCUAACACCUCACUGAUGGAAGUUAAAAAUAAACUUACGGAGUUUAAUCUUUCGUAAAUAAAACGAAUAUUUUCUGGAGUAGCAGCUUGGUGUCAGAAAAGCGGACUCCUUUCAAACCUGUAUCUGGGCAGGCUGGAGAUUUAAGGCUUUCAGGCUACAGCAGAUUCCCCCAUUUGUUUGAAUAAAGAAGAGAUGAAUGGAAAUGUGUUUCUCGUGAAACAAUUUCUCA